This is a messenger RNA of Drosophila suzukii, 2642 nucleotides long. NCBI's taxonomy places the organism in Eukaryota, Metazoa, Arthropoda, Insecta, Diptera, Drosophilidae. The record is from RefSeq and is a predicted model, not a curated record.
CAUUACCGCCUAUCUGCCGCGUUGCUGGCGUCUAUCAUUGUCUCUCUUUGUGGCGGCUGCUGCUACGACUUUUAUUGUUUUAAAUUGAUUUAAUUGUAUUUACGCUGUGCGACGGGGAGGAAGCGACUACAGUGACAAAAGCGACUUCCUAUUUAGCAGAAGACUCUAAGUUGGAAGCCCCGUUAAACUCGACAUAGACCACAUCCCCAUCAGUUUUAUUCGGGCCUCUGGAGGCCUCUGUGUGUGUGAUAAGAAUCGCUGAUCGGUGGAGGCAGUGCGAUCGUAAAGGUGUAGCAACCGCGUGACAAAACCGCUGGGAGGUGCUCCAAGUCCAACGCCCCCUCAAGGGCAAAUCGGUGAUCAACGACCCUGACAACGAUCAGUGAUCAUGCCCGACCAGUGUGCCGCCUUCGUGGACGGAGCCUCGAUCUCCUAUGGAACCGGAAACGAGCUGGAUUCGGGAUCCCGAUCCUCAGCCGCCUGUAAGCCCACUCUGCGGGAGUUCAAUGUGCGUCUGGAGGCUCCUCUGGCCGCCGAGGAGCGCCUGGGCCUCACCGGCGAUGUGAAGGCCCUCGGCGAGUGGCAGCUGUCCAGGAGUGUAGCUCUGGAAUCCCUCGACGACCUCAACUGGCAGGCCACGGUGCCUCUUCAGUCCUGCCGCCAGCUGGAGUAUCGCUACUUCGUCUACGUGGAGGAUCUAUCUGGCUACAAGCAGAUCCGUCGUUGGGAGACCCACUUCAAGCCGAGGUCCCUGGGACCCUGCUCGGAGCUCCAGUGCAGCCAGUUGGACGUUUUCGGCAUCACCUCGGACAACUCCGAUCUGAAACCGCAGGUGCAUCGCGGCUGGCUGAACCACGAGGCGAUCCUGCAGCUCAAGUUCAACGGGGAGAAGAUGUUCCAGGUGCACGACAUCGAGACCUUUGACCCCCAGCACGUGCAGCUGAAGAUUGUGCCCGUGGAGCAGACCGCUGGCCUCCAUGUGGAGUACUCCAAACAGGAGUACGGCAGGAGCCAGCUGGAACAGCAGCCAACCUUCGGGGUGCCCUACACCAAGGGGGACAUUGUCAUCUUCCACAUCACGAUGCCGUUGGAGAGGAUGAUGGAGCAGCACUUCCGUCUGGAGUGCUACAGCAUGGCCAACGAACUCCUCGGUAGCGCCGGUCUGGGCACUGCCGAGUUGACUGGCAGCGAGGGACUGCUGCACUUGCCGAUCAAAUCGGCCAAGGAUGCGGAUGAUACCCUGGCCAGGCUGAGGCUGCCCUAUGUGGCGGUGCAUCCUUACCGCUACUCGCCGCUGGACUUCAAGAACACCUAUGCUCACUACUGGCCCAAGAGCUGGCCCAAUUUGGAUGUGGGUCAUCGCGGAAACGGCAAGAGUUACAUUGCAAAUGCUCCUGCUGAGAGGGAGAACACCAUCGCCUCAUUCCUGAGUGCCCACGAACACCACGCAGACAUGAUCGAGUUGGAUGUCCACUUGACUGCUGACGGAGUGCCUGUUAUAUACCACGAUUUCGGACUCCGAACUGCUCCGCCCGGCAAGCAGAUCAGCCGACCAGAUCAAUUGGAGUACGUGCUCAUCAAGGACAUCAACUACGAGCUGCUGAAGAGGCUGCGCAUCUUCUCUGUGAUCGCCGGCCAGGUGAGGGAGUAUCCCUCGCACAAUGCCGAACCCAGGAGCGAACACCGCAUCUUCCCAACGCUGGUGGAGGUGCUGGAGCAGCUGCCCAAGUCCCUGGGCAUCGAUGUGGAGAUCAAGUGGCCACAGCGUCGCCAAGGCGGCGGUUCGGAGGCUGAGCAAACCAUCGACAAGAACUUCUUUGCCGACAAGGUACUCCACCAGGUCAUCCAAAAGGGCUGCGGCAGACCCAUAAUCUUCUCCAGCUUCGAUGCCGACAUGUGCACGAUGCUGAGGUUCAAGCAGAACAUCUUCCCCGUGAUGUUCCUCACGCAGGGAGAGACCAAGAAGUGGCAGCCGUUCCAGGAUCUGCGCACACGUAACUUCAUGGCGGCAGUAAACAAUGCUCAGGCCUUCGAGCUGGCUGGCACAGCUCCGCACGCCGAGGACUUCCUGGGCGAAAACGCUCCGGAUAUGCUUCAAAAGGCCAAGGACCUGGGCCAAAUUGCCGUGAUCUGGGGCGACGAUUGCAACUCCAAGGAGCGCGUGCAGUAUUUCACCCGGAUCGGGGCCACCGCCACGUGCUACGAUCGCAGUGAUCUCUUCAUGCCGGAGGGCAAGCAGGAAGCCUUCUUCAAGUCGCCAUCACUGAUGGCCGAGUUCGCAGCCCAGUGCCGGAACUAAAGAAAUAGGGUACUAAAGUGAAACGGGAGGGUAUAUCUAAGCAGUGGUUAAUCAUUAGGCUUUUUAGUUAGCUUGUAUAUUUAUUUAAACACUAACUGGGAAAGAGAAAUGUGAGAAGCUUUAAAGUGGUUGGGUAAUUUGCAGUUUCUCGUUGCCCAACGGACACAACGAAACGGAGACCCAUAAAUAAAUCUUCUCUACACACGUUAAGCCAUCAUUUGGCAUAAUUACACAUGCAAAAUAGGAAUUCCCCAAAAUUAAGUAGCACCGCAAAAGACAAUGGGAAGAAAGCGAAGCAGAGUUGAGAAUUAUAAAAAUACAUACACCUACAUUACCUGCUAAA